Messenger RNA from Stegastes partitus (bicolor damselfish), 1949 nucleotides. RefSeq names its product tektin 3 (gene tekt3). Gene Ontology annotation, cellular component: microtubule cytoskeleton; sperm flagellum; nucleus. The transcript is spliced from 7 exons. Bases 486 to 1949 code for a protein of 487 amino acids. The record is from RefSeq and is a predicted model, not a curated record. Gene Ontology annotation, biological process: cilium assembly; cilium movement involved in cell motility. Lineage: Eukaryota; Metazoa; Chordata; Actinopteri; Pomacentridae.
UCCAUUGAUUUUUUCCAUUUAAAUCUAGAACUCGGCUUAUUCAAUGUCUAGGGAACUGGCUGUAAAUAUCCUGGGUUGGUAAAAGUUAGAUAAGACAGCUGCAUUAAAUGUAUAAAAAGGCAUAAAAGUAGUAUGUAUAGAAGAGUUACUCAAACAUAUGUGAAUGUACUAGAAACUGUAACUUUUUAUGAAAAGCUACACUUUGUUCACUUUUAACAGAGCAGAACUGAAGAAAGUACAGAAAAAAUACUCAAGGCAACAACACAAAGUAACGCUAAUUAAAGCUGCAUUAAUCAGUAUUUCUACAUAAAACGGAUCAAAUUACAAGUUGUGAUGAGAUGAGAAACUUACAUUCAGCCAAUGACAUCUAAUCUGUAUAAACUGUACAAGAUGUGAUAUGUAAAUAUUCAGACAGUUGUGAAAAGUCUAUUUUUUCAAAAACUGGACUCAGAAAACCAACGGCAGCCUGAGGGGGCGCGGAAAAAAUGGAGCUGAUGGGAUCCACCUUGACAGCCACAUACGCUCGGCCAAAAACCAGCCACUUCCUCCCUGCCAUCUCCACCAUGGCGUCCAGCUAUCGCAACACCCAGCCAGCCCUGGCCAUGAAUCCCAGUGCCAAUCUGUGGAGAACCAACAGCUACUACAAAAGCAGCAGCACCGUCCCAACCGCCUCCUCCAUGCAACGGGAGAAUUUAGACUUGGUUCGGGCCAAUACCAUGUUCUACCAGUCCAACAGGAGCGCGCUGACCACCCGCUACACCCCAGACGAGUGGUACAAGUCCAACCACAACAACUACAGGGAGUCCGAGUCCUCGCGGAAAAGCGCAGAAAGGCUGAGAAAAGACACCAUCAGGCUGAUGCAGGACAAAGAGCAGCUGACCAGACGAACCCAGGAGAUUACCAGCAAGAACUUCGGCGAAAGGGUCAAUGACAUUGUCUUCUGGAGGUCUGAGCUGAGCCAUGAGAUUGACAACAUGGUGACGGAGAUAGCAGCACUCACUGAGGUCAAGAGGAGGCUGGAGAGAGCCUUGGCAGAGACUGAAGGGCCUUUUCAGGUGUCUCAAGAGUGUUUGUACCACAGAGAGAAGCGGAUGUCCAUCGAUCUGGUCCAUGAUGACGUAGAGAAAGACCUUAUAAAGGAAGUAGGAGUUAUAAAGUCAUGCCAGGAAAGGAUGAGGCGACAUCUGGACAGAGCUAUUGCUCAGCUGGCGUCAAACCGAGCUGCCCAACACGAGCUGGAAAGAGACAUGAGCGACAAAGUGGCAGCUCAGAGGAUAGAUGACAGGUGUCACCAUUUGAGGAACACAUCAGACGGUAUCGGCUAUUACAGAGGAAUUGACAGACUAGACCCAUCACUCUCUCUGCCUGACUCCUGGUCCAAGUUCACCGAUGACAACAUCUUGCACUCCCAGAGCGAGCGAGCCGCCUCCCACAAGCUCCGGGACGAGAUAGAAAUCUUGCUGAACACCACGUCCAACGAAAUGUGGAACCAGUUCAACAACGUCAACGUAGCCUUCACCAACCGCAUAUCGGAAACCGCUGACGCCAAGAACAGCCUGCAGACACACCUGGCGAAGACUUUGCAGGAGAUCUUCCAGACCGAGAUGCUGAUUGAGUCUCUGAAGAAAGCCCUCAGAGACAAAGAGUCGCCGCUGAAAGUGGCCCAAACCAGGCUGGAAGAGAGAACUCGCAGGCCUAACAUAGAGCUCUGCAGGGACAACCCGCACCACAGACUUGUGAGCGAGGUGAGAGAGAUCGAGGACACCAUUCACAAACUUCAAGAGAGGCUGAUGGAAGCUGAGAGCACUCUGCAGACUCUGGUGAAGACCAAAGUGACGCUGGAACAUGACCUGUCCGUCAAGGCCAACUCACUCUUCUUAGACCAGGAGAAGUGUAUGAGCAUGCGCAAGAGCUUUCCCAGCAUUCCCCGUCUGGUGGGCUACACCUAA